Molecule: messenger RNA, 1317 nt
Organism: Aethina tumida (small hive beetle)
Lineage: Eukaryota; Metazoa; Arthropoda; Insecta; Coleoptera; Nitidulidae
Gene: mRpS29
Product: 28S ribosomal protein S29, mitochondrial
Exons: 2
Coding region: 134-1288 (384 amino acids)
Biological process (GO): apoptotic process
Cellular component (GO): mitochondrial small ribosomal subunit; mitochondrial ribosome
Molecular function (GO): structural constituent of ribosome
Source: RefSeq, a predicted model, not a curated record
UGAGGUUAGGUCACGAAAGUGUGAGGUUAAACAAGAUUAUAAAACAUGAACAAUAAUUAAAAACCACUAGAUUUUCGCCAGUUUUGCACAAUUUUCCUAAAAUAAUAACUGAAAAUUAUAAUAAAUCUUCAAAAUGUUUAAAACACCAGUGAUAUUUGUGUUGAAACGAAACUUUUCUACAUCAAAGUUGCGCUUUCUGUCGACAGUAGCCCAACCUCAAGAACGCCUUCAAACCUUUCGCACGACGGAGACAAACCCCACGAAUCACACCUCCAAUCACAUUGGGCAGUUCUACAGCCUCAGUAAAGAUGACAAAAGCCAAAUAUUCCAGUACGGUGGCCUACCAAAAACUUUUCAAAUUCAAGCUAAAACGUUCAAUGAAACGUGUUUGAUGGUGCGUCAACCUUCUGUAGACAUUAUAGAGUGUCUUAAACGAUUAGAUUACACCAAACCACCAGUCAGAUUUGUACUGUAUGGGAAAAAGGGCAGUGGUAAAACCCUGUCACUUGCACAUAUUUUACACUAUGCCAAAAAGGAAAACUUCUUAAUUGUACAUGUCCCAUGGGUUGGAAACUGGAUGAGAAGAUGCCAAGAGGUCAGUAAUUCAGAAACAAAGGAAGGUUUUGUAAAUUUGAAUAUAGAUGCAGCAGCCUGGUUGUUGCACUUCAAAACACAAAAUGAAAAUCUUCUGAGUAAUCCAGAUUUAACUACCUCUCAAGAUUGUGUUUGGAGCAAACGUGAAAUAACCGAAAAAGGGUCACCACUUUUAACACUUAUUGAACAUGGAAUCAGUAGGAUCAAGUAUGCCAGUGAUUGUGUUGUUAACUUGGCUAAAGAGUUGAAAUUGUUAUCUAACAAUGGUGUUUGUAAAACACUUGUUGCCAUUGAUGGUUUCAAUGCGUUUUUUUAUCCCAACACUAGAGUUUUUACUGAGAAGAAAGAGAAGGUGCAUCCUUCUAAAGUUGUUUUGACAGAAGCCUUUUUGGAGUUGACUAAAUAUGAUUGGAAAAAUGCAGCAAUUGUUGUUACUGUUGAUGAGAUUGCAAUUGCUGCAGAAGAUCAAAUAUCACAUUUACCAAGGUAUCUUUUAGGCAAAGAAGGAUUUGAACAUCUGGACCCAUUUGUUCCAGUAUUGGUUGAAAAUUACAACUCCAAAGAACUGAAAAGUUGCCUGGAUUAUUAUAGGGAAAGGAAAUGGAUAAUUUCAUAUAAAGGCGAAGAUGAUGAGCUGGCAGCUUUGAGUGCAAAUAAUCCUUAUGGUUUAAUGAAACUUUGUGCUUCUUUGUAAUAGUUGAUAAAUAAAAAUAUUAAAAUAUA